Messenger RNA from Linum trigynum, 4221 nucleotides. The record is from the annotation of a GenBank genome assembly. NCBI's taxonomy places the organism in Eukaryota, Viridiplantae, Streptophyta, Magnoliopsida, Malpighiales, Linaceae.
GAUUAUCAUCUCAACAUGUUAAAGAAAUUCCUAAGGGAUUCUAUCUCUACAACAACAAUAUGUAAUAACACUGAUUUAAGGGUUUUGUCUAGUAGUAUUAAUUAUUACUACUAGUUUUGAAACUGGAGGUCUCAGUUUCGUGCUCCUACAGUACCACUACCUAACUGUAAAAACUAACAUGUGCUACAGAGUUUUAUUGGCUGAAACACUCAGCAUUAAGGUUUUAACGGUUUCUAAUAUACACACAAUUAAUAAUUUAUAAAUACGGUAGGUUGAUUUUCUGCAAAUUUCCAUGUUUGGAUAUUUCUAAGAUAAUCUCCGCAUAUAGAAGUAAUCCUAAGGGAUUCAUGUACUUUGAAUUUCACUUGAUAAGUUUGAGUGAUUGAACUUAGCUAAUUAUAUAAUUUUACAAAUAUUGGUCAAUUGUCACCUCUAACAAACGACAAAAUUACUAUUAACAUCAAUACAACAUUGUUUCAAUGCUUAAAGUUACAAUUAUGGAUGGUAACUGAGCUAAUGCUUAACUACUAAACAAAGUCUUUUGUCUUCUACUCUUUUUUUCAAUCAAUGCUUAACACAUGUUUAUGUCAUAUCCCAAGGCCAUUAAGAAAAGAGAAAGUACAUGUAAUCCUCACUGGCCCAAAAUCUUGCCAGAAAAGAACAUUUAACCCAAGAUGACUGAAAGGUUUCGUAGCCCUUGGGGGAGCAUAGCCCAAAGGCCCUGUCUACUCUAUCUCCCUAAAGCAAUGUGCCUCUUUGGGCUCAACUCAGCCCAAUCAGCUCCAUUAACACAACCAAUAAUGAGUUUUGGAUUCUUAUGGUACGACUCCACUAGAUUUCUUAAAACUCGAUUAAUUAUUUAAAAAUGAAGUGAUACAUGCAUUAGCAAACCUCUAUAGUAUAAUAUAUCAACACUAAACCACUGCCCAAAAUGGCAAACCGACAGUAUUAGAAAUCUAGGCAAUCAAAUUAUGGAUCCGGCCCGCGGGUGGACUUUUCAUCAGUAGAUACUCCAAUUUCAGACGAAUAAAUAUGAGGUCACUAAACUUUGUGAUAAUUGUUGAACUAACAUAUGACUUUAACUUAUCAACAAAGUACUGACCGGUGGAAAGUAACACAAUGUUUACUUUAUCUGUCUCUCCUUGAUUCUCCCUCUCGAUAGACUGGAUUGUCUGCUUGAAACAUAUCAAACUCAUCCAUAUUCAAAGCUUCAAUGAUGAAUUCUAUAAAAUUGAGAGUUUGAUGACCGAUUUGUUAGCCACUAAAAAGUUAGGUAGCAUUGAUGUAGUUGACCCUUCCCAGCCCAGUUUCGGGGUAAUCUGUGGACUGUGGGUUAUCGUUUUGCCAAGAGAGAGAGAGAGAAAGAGAGAGAGAGACAAGGAAGAAAACUGUUGAGCCGAAAAUGGAAAGAAGAGGAAAGGAACAAAACCAUGGGCAAAUCCUCUGGCGACCGCAAAACCAAAACCGGCUGCUCCCUCCGCCACCAUCUCCUCCUUCUUCUGUAUAUUACUUUCCUUCCUCCGCUGACCACCUCCUUCUUAUCCCCACUCAUUAUCUCAAAACCCUGCACUGCUUUUGACACCGCCGCCUUCGUUUGAUCUCCAUUUCUUGAAACUAUUCAUCGUCUCCGGGUAGCUAGCUGUUUCCUCUUCUGGGAUAACUGAGUGAAAAAGGCUUGCUUUUCAACAAAAGCAGUCCUCUGCGGCAUUUCGUCGAACACCCUGUUCCGCUCAUCAUUUCUCCAGCUGGGUAUGUACCAGAUAUUAUUUCCCCCUCAUAAAAUUUCACUCUUUAUCCCCUUGAGGCCAAAAGGUACAUUGUAAUUCUGCUGUUUCCCUUUUCAAUCUGAUGUGCAUAGAGCAAAAGAAAGAGAAGAUAUUUAAUUAAUUAGAAGCAAAAAAAAGAGAGCUGCAAACUGCUGCCGCUGAAACCUUUGCUUGCUUUCUUUUCCUAGUGUUGAAUGGAGCAACAACAGAAUGGUUUACCAGGUGGGUUGUUUUCAGGAGGGAUGGCAUCUACAGGAAUGCUACAGGGUCUAGAAUUUCCGCUCCACCCGCAACAACCAAACCCUCAAAACAAUCCCCAGCCAAACUUACAGCAGCAUAGUUCACACCACCACCACCACCACCAUCCUCAAAUUGUGGCUUCUGCUUUUACCGCUCCCCACCAACUCCAACCAGUCAAACAAAACAACCCAUACCCACCUCCUCAAUUCACCACCUCAAAGCCCAAAUCCCCGCUAACCGACGACGAGGAUGCAGCCGGAGAAGACCCUCUCUCUGGUGGGGAUCCCAAGCGAAAGAUGUCACCUUGGCAUAGAAUGAAGUGGACUGACAGCAUGGUAAGGCUUCUAAUCAUGGCCGUGUACUAUAUAGGCGAUGAAGUUGGUUCAGAACCCAGCGAACCAGCCCCAACAACAUCGAAGAAGAAGGCAGGAGGAGCCCAAGGAGGGUUGUCUCAGAAGAAAGGGAAAUGGAAGUCUGUCUCAAGAGCCAUGAUGGAGAAAGGCUACUAUGUAUCGCCACAGCAAUGCGAGGACAAAUUCAACGACUUGAACAAGAGGUACAAAAGGGUCAAUGAUAUCCUCGGCAGAGGAACAGCUUGCAAGGUUGUGGAGAAUCAGUCUUUACUCGAGACAAUGGAAUUGUCUCCCAAGAUGAAAGAUGAAGUGAAGAAAUUGCUCAGCUCCAAGCACUUGUUCUUCAGGGAAAUGUGUGCUUACCACAACAGCUGUGGCCAUGGCAACGAGGUCGUUGCUCAUGCAGCUCCACCACCAAACCCUCAAUUGCUGCAGCAGCAGCAGCAGCAGCAGCAGAAGUGCGCCCAUUCUGAGAACAGUGGCCACGGGCCAGCACCCAAUUCCCACGAAGAUGAUGACGAGGAUAGUGAUGAUGAUGAUGAUGACGACGACGAAUACAAUGAGGAAGAAGAAUUCGAGCAUAGCAGCCAUGGACAUGGUCAAGAAGAAGGAGACGACGAGGUUCGUGAUCAAGAGCUGCGGCAUAAAAAGGCAAGAAGGAAGGGGGAGGAGAUGAUGAUGACGACCUCGGCUUCAAUGAGGGAAUUCGGUGGGGAAUUGGCAAGCGUGGUGCAGGACGGAGGGAGGAGUGCGUGGGAGAAGCUGCAGUGGACGAAGGCGACGAUGGUGGAGCUGGAAGAGCAGAGAAUUGGGUAUCAGGCGCAGGCAUUAGAGAUAGAGAAGCAGAGGCUGAAGUGGGUUAAGUUUGCUGGGAAGAAAGAGAGGGAGAUGGAGAGGGUUAAAAUAGAGAACGAGAGGAAGAAGAUUGAGAAUGAGAGGAUGGUUUUGCUUAUAAGAAGGAAGGAGCUUGAAUUGCUUGAUGUUCAACACCAACAGCAACAUCAGCAGCAAAGUUUGUUCGAGCAGGAGGAGCGAUCCCUCCUCGUUUGCUGGGUGAAUGAACACAUUGCAGACUGUCACAAUAGGUUGCUUAGGAUAAUCUUACUUUUGGUUUAUGAUAGUGAUAAAUGUUUUGAAUAAAAGGUCUACUUGGAAGAGAAAAUAUGGCUGAUUGUUUUUUUUUUUUUUUUUUGGUAGUAAAACGGAGCACUAAGGGCACCCCAACCUUUAAUUAAUAGUAACCAUGCGAGGGGUCUGAACCCCAAUCACAUUAAAGUACAGCAAAUGACUCAAACGCGAACAUGGGAGUUCGAUGAUGUGAUCGCCAGGCGGUAGCCCAUGCCCUAAGGAUGCAAGGUAGUCUGCAACCACAUUUCCUUCCCUGAAAACAUGUUGAAGGUCGACUUCCCAAUCACGGUCUAAGAGUCUACGAACCUCAUUGAUAAGUGUGAAGUGAGGAUGGCAGUUUCUUGCCUCCUUAAUCAACUGAAUGAUCACCAUAGAAUCCACUUGUAGCCGACUAACACUUCAGCACUGGUGCAAAAGAGAUUUUGGCCAAAGAGGGAUGGAAAAAAUGAAUUUACACACCUGGUGGGACUCGAACCCACAAUCGUUUGAUUAGAAGUCAAACGCCUUAUCCAUUAGGCCACAGGUGCCUGUUUACUUUUUUUAUUACAAUUCAAUUUUUAAAUUCAAUUAUAUGAAGUCAUUAUGAGUGGUAACAUCACAAACCAUCCACUAGUCCAUCUAGGAGUACAAUAUUUUUGGCGCAUGGAUCCGCUUGGGAUUGUUGAAAUGAAUGUAAUUUGUGCUGUGUGUUAACUAAAAUGAUAACAACAUAGCAAUUAACAUUCUUUGUUGCU